Messenger RNA from Chelonia mydas (Green sea turtle), 1633 nucleotides. RefSeq names its product RNA binding motif single stranded interacting protein 2 (gene RBMS2). The record is from RefSeq and is a predicted model, not a curated record. The transcript is spliced from 13 exons. Bases 161 to 1462 code for a protein of 433 amino acids. Lineage: Eukaryota; Metazoa; Chordata; Testudines; Cheloniidae. Gene Ontology annotation, molecular function: poly(U) RNA binding; mRNA 3'-UTR binding; poly(A) binding. Gene Ontology annotation, cellular component: cytosol; nucleus; ribonucleoprotein complex.
UCCUUCCCCGGGGCGCUAGGACCCAGUGGAAAGUUGUCAUCCCAGCCCCGGAUUCCAGGCUGGCUUCCCUGGGUGUGACGUCAGCCAGCAGCCCCGUCUCCCCCCCCCCUCCAGCGGCCCCCCCCGCCCCGUUCCCAGGCCCGUAACAUUAGGCAGGAAAAUGUUACUUUCCGUCCAGCCCCGGGCCGCCAUCGCCACAUUUGGCUACAAUAAGACCAGCAAGAAGCAGCCUUAUGUGGCAGUGGCCCAGCAGAUGGCGCCCCCGAGUCCCAGCGGCAGCAACAACAACAGCAGCGGCGGCGGCGGCGGUGGCGGGGGCGGCGGGGGCGGCGGGGACCAGCUGAGCAAAACCAACCUGUACAUCCGGGGCCUGCACCCGGGCACCACCGACCAGGACCUCGUCAAGCUGUGCCAGCCAUACGGCAAAAUCGUUUCCACGAAAGCCAUCCUGGACAAGACGACCAACAAGUGCAAAGGCUACGGCUUUGUCGAUUUCGACAGCCCCACGGCGGCGCAGAAGGCCGUGACGGCGCUGAAGGCCAGCGGGGUGCAGGCCCAGAUGGCAAAGCAACAGGAGCAGGACCCCACGAACCUGUACAUCUCCAACCUGCCGCUCAGCGUGGACGAGCAGGAGCUGGAAGGGAUGCUGAAACCCUUCGGGCAGGUGAUCUCCACCCGCGUCCUGCGUGACCCCAACGGCACCAGCCGCGGUGUCGGCUUCGCCAGAAUGGAGUCCACAGAAAAGUGUGAAGCCAUCAUCACCCACUUCAACGGGAAAUACAUCAAGACCCCCCCGGGGAUCCCAGCCCCCUCAGAUCCGCUGCUUUGCAAGUUUGCCGAUGGGGGGCAGAAGAAGCGCCAGCCCCAGGGGAAAUACGUGCAGAACGGGCGGGCCUGGCCGCGGGACGGCGACUCGAGUGGCAUGACCUUGACCUACGACCCCACCACGGCUCUGCAGAACGGGUUCUACCCGACCCCCUACAGCCUGGCGCCCAACAGGAUGAUUGCUCAGACCACGCUCGCCCCUUACCUCCCGUCUCCCAUGUCCUCCUACCAGGUUCACAGCCCGUCCUGGAUGCACCACCAGUCGUACCUCAUGCAGCCCACGGGGACGGUGCUGACGCCGACCAUGGACCACACCAUUUCCAUCCAGCCCGCCUCCAUGAUGGGCCCCCUGACCCAGCAGCUGGGCCACCUCUCCCUCAGUAGCACUGGCACGGUAAGGCCCCCGUCCGCCGGCACCGGCGUGGGCUCCUCUGGGCACCAGCCGCCCCCUGACUUCUCCUCUCUCCCUCCCCAGUACAUGCCAGCGGCAGCAGCUUUGCAAGGAGCUUACAUCCCUCAGUACACGCCCGUGCCUUCCUCCAGCAUCUCAGUUGAGGAGAACAGCGGCCAGCAGAGCCAAGUGGCUGUCGAGUCUCCGUCAGACCACGCCGCCUACUCCUAUCAGUACAGCAAGUAACGGCAGCUGGACCAGGCGUCUCUGCUCCGAGCACUCGCCCCGAGGGAGAACGCCACCUCCUCUUUGAUUUGUGCUGCAUCUAGAAGAUCGAAUCCAUUUUUUUUUCUUCGUUCGUUUCUUUCUUUUGCAAAGAAAACAGUUUUUUGUAAAAAAACAAACAAACAAAAAACC